Molecule: messenger RNA, 519 nt
Organism: Striga asiatica
Lineage: Eukaryota; Viridiplantae; Streptophyta; Magnoliopsida; Lamiales; Orobanchaceae
Source: the annotation of a GenBank genome assembly
AUGAAAGGACUAAUGUCGGUUAACGCAGACUUGGAUACCUAUUCAGUGAAGGAAAGUGUAGCAAGACCUUCUAUCCCUCCAUUGAGGUCAAACCUCUCCAUUUACCCGUUGUUUGUCGGACUCGAUUUUGUAGACAAGUGUCUGUCUGCCAUUUCACAAAGGAACUCUGCCUUCUCGUCACGCUUGCCGACAACCCGCUUUCUAUCCCCCGAGCACUCAGUGGAUGAAGAGGAAAGCGUAUCAGAUCAAGCCUUCGAAGCAGCCCAUUCCGUCGAUGUAGUACAAUCAGUUCUUUCUGUCGAGUUCCAUUCCUUGAUGAAACGGGAAAGAAGGAUCCACCUUAUUCACAACAACAGCACUUCUUCCACGAAUAGGUGUUCGCCAUAUCUUGCUUUGCGGAUAUGGAGUCUUUUCAAAAAGAACAAGGCUCGGAGGCAAGCAAGCGCGUUUGAGUUCUCAUAUUCGAUCAAUGCGAUAUUGCUGACGGUAUGGAGCCAUGAAUUGGUCGCAUCCCCUUAG